Molecule: messenger RNA, 573 nt
Organism: Penaeus indicus
Lineage: Eukaryota; Metazoa; Arthropoda; Malacostraca; Decapoda; Penaeidae
Exons: 1
Coding region: 1-573 (190 amino acids)
Source: RefSeq, a predicted model, not a curated record
AUGCGAACAUCAUCACCCUGCACAAAAACAAGGGUGACAGAAGUGACUGCAACAACUAUUGAGGCAUUGUGGGGAAAGUCUUGCCUUGCCCGCCUACAGACCCUUGCCUCCUGUGUCUACCCUGAGUCCAAGUAUGGCUUCUGUGCAGGCCGGUCAAUAGUAGACAUGGUAUUCUUCCUGCGCCAGCUCCAAAAGAUGUGCCAGGAACAGCAGAUGCCUCUCUAUCUUGCCUUCAUCGAUGUAACAAAAGCGUUCGACAUGGUCAGCAGGAGUGGACUCUUCCAGAUUGGCUGCCCCCCACACCUGCUUGCUGUCAUCACAUCAUUCCACGACAACAUUCGCAGCACAGUGUGUGUCAACUGUGCCACGUUCAGGGCCUGUACUGUCAGCAGUAGUGUUAAGCAGGGCUGUGUCAUUGUGCCAACGCUUUUUGGCAUCUUCUCCAUGUUCCUUCAGUACACCUUCAAGGACUGCAGCAAAUGGGUGUACAUCCAAACAAGAGCUGAUGGCAAGCUUCAACAUUGCCCAUCUCCGUGCCAAGACCAAAGUGAGAGAGGUGCUCUUCGCGGAUGA